Molecule: messenger RNA, 798 nt
Organism: Arctia plantaginis
Lineage: Eukaryota; Metazoa; Arthropoda; Insecta; Lepidoptera; Erebidae
Source: the annotation of a GenBank genome assembly
AUGUUGUCUUUAGUUUUCUGCCUUGCCCUUAUUAGUUGUGUUGUAACAGCACCAACUAUAAAAUCCUUAGAAGAAAUAAGGAUAGUUGGUGGUGAAGAUAUUGAAAUCAAAGAUGCACCGUAUCAAGUGUCUCUGCUCAGCAGAGGAACACAUGCAUGUGGCGGUGCUAUCGUUGCCAGAGAUAUUAUCGUAACAGCAGCACAUUGUGUUAAAGGUGCACGUCCAAGCCAGUAUCAAGUUCGCGUUGGAUCAUCAUAUAGUGGAAAAGGUGGUAAACUAUAUCCAGUAGGAGAUCUAAUUUGGCACCCUGCCUUUGACUUUUAUAAGAUGGACUCUGAUAUAGCCUUAUUAUGGUUAUCAGAGCCAUUGAAAUUUAGUGAAGAAGUAGCUCCUAUUGCAAUGGCAGAUGAAGGUGAAGAAAUUACAGAUGGUGAAGAGACUGUUGUUACUGGGUGGGGACAUAUCACGGAAAGCGGUGGUUUACGAUCAAUGUUACAAAUGGUUGCAGUGCCAAAAGUGAACGAAAAGCUGUGCAUUGAUGCAUACAAGCCAGCCUAUAAAAUUACUAACAAGAUGCUUUGUGCAGGAGUACCUGAAGGUGGAAAGGACGCUUGUCAGGGUGACAGCGGUGGUCCUUUGGUCCAUAACAACAAAUUAGCUGGAGUCGUAUCUUGGGGAUUGGGUUGCGCAAGACCUGAUUAUCCAGGAGUAUACGCCAAGGUGUCAGCUUUAAGGAGAUGGGUUGACAGUAACAUUAGCUUCUUAAGGAUCAGGCAUUUGUUAAGAGUACCUGUUUAA